Branchiostoma belcheri (Belcher's lancelet) is the source of this 1572-nucleotide messenger RNA. RefSeq names its product mediator of RNA polymerase II transcription subunit 13-like. Gene Ontology annotation, molecular function: transcription coregulator activity. NCBI's taxonomy places the organism in Eukaryota, Metazoa, Chordata, Leptocardii, Amphioxiformes, Branchiostomatidae. Gene Ontology annotation, biological process: regulation of transcription by RNA polymerase II. The transcript is spliced from 10 exons. Gene Ontology annotation, cellular component: mediator complex. The record is from RefSeq and is a predicted model, not a curated record. Bases 196 to 1572 code for a protein of 458 amino acids.
GCCGGGCGACCAAUCAGCGCCGUUCGACUGCGCAGCGCCUCAUCUUGUCGCCAUUAUUGAGGUUUUUGUGGAGGUUGAAAGCUUGUGAGCAUUUUUACCAGGAUUUAGGGCCCAAAUUGUGCGGAUUUAGGCCCAAAUUUCGCGCCGCAGGCCCUCGGAAUAUCCGUCGGAGUAGGGUGUAGCCAUGUGCGGAACAUGAGCGCUACAAACUCCGUGCCGAACGGUUGUAGUCUGGAGGAUUGCCAUUCAAAUGUGUUUGCUCUGACUGACCUGACAGGUAUCAAAUGGCGUAGGCUACGCGCCCCGUGCCCUGCGGGUGUGGGGCCCCUGGAGGACCCCAUCCUCUCCUCCUUCGCCAAGUGUCUCGCCGCCGACGUCUUCUGCGUGUGGCGCCGUCUCAGCCCCAGCACCGCCCCGAAGUUCCCGGGAGACAGCUUCCAGGGCGAACCAUCGACUCCAACCCCGAAACAAGAGCGGGAGCUGUGGAUAUUCUGGUACGGGGACGAUCCCGACUUAACGGACGUGUUACACCCCGAGCUGAAAGAUGUGGAACAGGGGUCCUGGGAGAAGGAGUUAUCCUACGAGUGUCGGACCUUACUUUUCAAAGCCUUGCACAAUCUCUUGGAGAGAUACUUGCUGUCUGCGGACUUUGUACGGUUGGGGAGGUGGUUCGUGCGGCCGUACAUUCAAGGCACCGACAAGAACGACAAAUGCGAGUACCUGUCGUGCGCGUUCUCGUUCUUCCUGCACGGCGAGAGCACGGUCUGCACCAGCGUGGAGAUCCAGGAGCACCAGUUGGUGGAGCGCCUGUCCGUACAACACUUCAACAACGUGCAGGGCACCGCGGGCGGCUUCCACGUCCUCCUGAGUCCAUAUGGCCUGCACGCCACCCUAACGGGGCGGACCUACAAGGCCAGCGACCCCACCACACACAGGCUCCUGGACGAAUGGAAGCACUUCUACCCCCUGAGCGACCAGGCGUCUGCAGACGUGGGGGCUGCAGGGGACGCCAGUAACACGCUGCCUGUAGCCGUGGAGGUGGUUGUAGGUGGUGUGCGGAUGUGCUACCCUACUGAGUAUGUGGUUGUGCCCAUGAUCCACUGUGAGGAAGGGACCCAGACUGGAAGCGGUGGGGCCAGCCUAUCUGCAGUACAGCCUGUGAUGGGGAAGGGUUCUGCACCCAUGUCUACGCUGUCGUCCAUGUCCCUCACGCCGCCGACCUCCCCGCUCAACCAGACCGUGCUUCCGUCCGGCACCCGAGGAGGCAACCUGGUGACCGGCUGUCCCGCCAACGCCGGCCGCACCGUGGAGGACCAGCUGGGUUUCCGCGACGCGUCACCCGAGAGGCUGGCGAGGAAAGUGGCGACGCAAGUCUGGCAGGACAGCUGUGUCACCACGGGAGUCAAACGACCGCACCCGGAUGCCGCAAAUAACGCAGGGGAUGAUGGGAUAGGAGCGGAUCUCGGAAACUGGGACUUCAUCGACCCGACACAGAAGGUUGACUGCAAGUGUUCCAGGCUGCUGGCAGGGUUCGCUGGCGCGCGGCAAUCCAUCUCCCGCGACUCGUCGUGA